Molecule: messenger RNA, 722 nt
Organism: Phragmites australis (common reed)
Lineage: Eukaryota; Viridiplantae; Streptophyta; Magnoliopsida; Poales; Poaceae
Exons: 4
Coding region: 213-602 (129 amino acids)
Source: RefSeq, a predicted model, not a curated record
AAGUUUAGGUACGCGUGCCCCCACAUUCUCUUUAGCCAAGCCUUUGGGCGGCUAUGUAUACCACUCCUUGCUCCUCUGCUGUGUGCCUGUGUUACCACUGCCCAAUUCAAACAGAGCUUUGACUGGCCUUCCUGCUCUUUUGCCUCCCUCGUCCCUAGCCUCUCUUCUUCUUCUCGCAUCUGCUUCUGCUUCGCAGCUUCAGUCACUGCGAGAUGGAGGCGCAAGACGACUGCAAGUGGCGCCAGGUCCCGGCGUUCGGCGACUGGAACCUGUGGGACGACAUGCCCAUCACCCAAUACAGCUUCUUCUUCGCAGCGCAGGCGGAGAAAGAUGAGGACCUUUUCAAGGUGCCCCAGUUCCCUGCCAAGCCCUACAGCUACAAGAAGUGUGUUGUUCGAGUGAAGGGAGAGAGAGCAAACGCCGUGCCGGUGAGGAAGGCAGGCAGAAGGCAGUACGUGAAUGAGCAGCAGAAGUGGAAGCCAAAGGGAGCAGUGGAUGAGGACCUGUACAAGAUAUCUCCACAGCUUCUCUGCAAGGUGAAGAAGAAGAAAUUGCUGAGGAAUUUGCUAGGAGGGUGCAUGGGUCUGAAUUGCAUCGCCUGAAAGAAGCAGAGCUUAAUAAGUUUCUGGAGAGUUUUGUGCUUUAAAGAGAUGUAUAGUGUUUCUAUGCUAAUAUGGAAUUAAUGGGAACUUACUACUGCUUGCACUCGUUUGAAUAUGGCA